CCGCUGCGCGGCGUUCGGGUCACCCCUGCCAACAUCUUCUGCACCGACCAGUACUUGAAGGUAAGCAUCCCUCCCUUUUUAUUUGAAGCCAUUUUAUAUGCUCCUAUUGAUGACACAAAUAGCACAGCAAAGAUUGGAAAUGGAAUAAUUUUCUUCACUUUGUAUAAAAAAGAAGUGGCCGUGUGGGAAUCCCUAACUCUAGCAAAUGCUAACAAGGAGAAACUGCAAUCUCUAAGAGAAAAUGCUGUUUUAAAAGCCCAUGAAAAGGCAAAAGAGGAGACAGAAGCAAAAAAAGUUACAAAACAGGAACACAAAAAAUAUGCUUUGGAGGCCACAAUGAAGCUAGAAGAAGCAGAAAGAAAAAGAAUUGAAGAUCUGAAAGAAAAGGAGCGGCAGAAGGUCACUAAGGAGUUGGAGUUAUGGAGAAAACAGCAAAAAGAUGCUGAGAAACAGAAGAGGGUACAAAAAGAAGGGGAACUACAUGAAAAAGUAGAGCAAUUAAAAGAGAAUAAAAAGGAAAAAAUGAACAAAACUAGGACUCCUAAUGAAGGAACUUCUAAGACCAGACUCAAACCUAUUAAAGGUCAUGGAUCCUAUGGUAUGUUUUCAGAAAAUUUAAAGGAAGAACAGUUACCAGCUCCUCGAUCUGCGGCUACAAUUAAAAUCAACUUUACAUCAAGAGUUUUUCCUACAGCUCUGCGAGAAUCUCGCAUUGCAGAAGAGGAGGAGUGGCUACGUAAACAAGCAGAGGCUCGAAGAACAAUAAGUGCUGAUUUGUCUGAGCUGGAGGAUUUAAAAGAAGAUGAGAAGAAUCCAGAUUGGUUAAAGGACAAAGGAAACAAAAUGUUUGCAACAGGAAACUAUCUUGCAGCUGUAAAUGCGUACAACCUUGCAGUGCGGCUAAACAAUAAGCUUCCCCUCCUGUAUCUGAAUCGUGCUGCUUGCCACCUUAAACUGAGAAAUUUGCAUAAGGCUAUUGAAGAUUCCUCUAAGGCACUAGAACUGCUGACACCACUUGUUCCUGAUAAUGAGAAUGCUCGAGUAAAAGCGUAUGUGAGACGUGGAACAGCAUUUUGUCAGUUGGAAUUAUAUACUGAAGGUCUCCAGGAUUAUGAAGCAGCUCUCAAGAUUGAUCCUAAAAACAGAACUAUAGAAGAAGAUGCUGAGAAGAUUCGACACCUAAUUCAAGGAACAAUGCAAGAUUCUUAAUUAAAAAUAAAAAAGAACUUUUUGACCCAGAUGACUCUUGAGGGGGUCAGAAGGAAUCUGAGUUCUCUUCAAUUUGUUGUUAACUAGACAUUUUUCUGUUUCACUCAGAACACCUAUAGAAUUGGUAAAAUACUGGAUAUCUGAAUUACUAUUUUUGGAAAGUAUAGUAUCAUAACAAAUAUUAUUAGAUAUAUUUUGUAUCAUAUAUUUUUGCUUUCUGUGAAAUAUUGGUGGGCCGAAUAUUAACACAUGCUUUUCAUACUUGAUUUAAAGUUA
Molecule: messenger RNA, 1485 nt
Organism: Antrostomus carolinensis (chuck-will's-widow)
Lineage: Eukaryota; Metazoa; Chordata; Aves; Caprimulgiformes; Caprimulgidae
Gene: DNAAF4
Product: dynein axonemal assembly factor 4
Exons: 9
Coding region: 337-1209 (290 amino acids)
Biological process (GO): inner dynein arm assembly; epithelial cilium movement involved in extracellular fluid movement; heart development
Molecular function (GO): nuclear estrogen receptor binding
Source: RefSeq, a predicted model, not a curated record